Molecule: messenger RNA, 1116 nt
Organism: Haliotis rubra (blacklip abalone)
Lineage: Eukaryota; Metazoa; Mollusca; Gastropoda; Lepetellida; Haliotidae
Exons: 6
Coding region: 101-952 (283 amino acids)
Molecular function (GO): carbohydrate binding
Source: RefSeq, a predicted model, not a curated record
CGUUGCACUCAGUGCUUCAGUCUGCCAGAACAAGCCUUGCGCUCAGUUGGACGAAGUUUGCUGGAUACGGUUAAGCAUCUAUACACACAUCUACACUAAAAUGACGAAAGGACAUCCGAUUAAGAACAUGAUGCAAAUCUCAAAGGUAAUAAUGUUUCAGUAUCUAGUCUAUGUGUACUGUCAAUACUGCGAACGCCCCUACAGUGAAGCACAUUUCAAGCAGGCGGAUUCAAGUUACAAUUUCUCGGACGUCCUUCUUGUACAACACACAUCGAAACCACUCCAUUGUGUCAACAUGUGCCUUCUACACACCCGAUGUGUCGGGGCGAGGUUUGUCACCAGCAGUGGCCAGUGUCACAUGUACGCAGCCUACCAGACAAAAACAACCGCGGGGACGAGAGCAAGUGGAGACAAAUACUACAUAAUUGAAGGAGAAUGCAGUCCUCCAAAUACCUACCAAUCCUUUAUCUACUGGAGAGAAUGCAUGGUUGCCAUCACCACAGUGUGCAGCAGUACCAAAGCUUUCCUAGGUUACAAUACCACUGUUUGGUGCAUUCCCGGACCCCCUACAUGGACCCCAGCGCCUGGAAAGUGUGUUAACACAAAUCCAUUACGCAUGAAAGGAACAUAUAUCCUUCCUUUGGAUUCUGGAGUGUCGUUUGUUGGAACGCCAAAUGAAAACACGUUUUCGGUUUACUUCAUCACUGCAAGCGACGACUACCUUCUGAAGAUCACUGUAACAAUCGACCAGCAGAUUAUCCAGAGGAGGUGUCGUUCCAACUCAGUCUGGCAGGAAAUUGAAACUAAUUUAAUUUCCCCUUUCCCGUUUGAAAUGACGAAGAAGUUUACGAUGGACAUAAUUUCAACUGCUACAGAAUUCCUGUGCAAGGUAAAUGGUGCCCCUUGUUUGCCUAUCAACAUCGUUUCCCGAGAGAUAGCGUGGAUGAUAUAAAAGUAUUUAAUCUCAACCUUGAAAAGGUUUUGUUGAUUUGAAAAUUAGCUAUCUAAUAGGCGUUCCUCUGUGUGUAGGUUCAAAGAUUUGUUAAAUAUCCAUAGCUCAUUUGUUGCGAGAACUUUCCAAGUAUUUGGAUGAUUAAUCUCACAAUAGAAAGGAAA